UAGUUUGGCGGCCUGUUGGUAACACCGUGUCCAGCCUUCCACUGAAAACAAGUUGGAAAUACCUUCAGCUUGGUAGUAAAGCUCCCCCCUGAACAGCAUUCAAGUUUAGCAUCAUUUCAAAUUUUGGAAUGGAACCGGAGAAAGACAUGACCAACAAUCUUGUCCAAACCAACGGACUUCCUUCGUCACGGGAAAAAAUUAACAUUCGUAUCAUUAUUGGUUCCGAAGUUUUUUUAAGCAACCAAUCUAUUCUAAGUUCCUGCUCCACUUAUUUUCAAGCCUUGCUGUCUUCUAACACCAACGUAUCAGAGAUUCUAAGCUUGCUGAUCAAAGGCAUCGACGCCCAGACUUUUGCUAAUGUGCUGCACAUGAUCACUAAAGGAGACAACAAAAUGACUGAGAACAACAUGCUUGCUAUGUGGCGCGCAGCACACCACUUGAAGAUCGACAGUCUCAUCGAACUGUGUGAACAUUACGUCAGUGCUCACGUGACUGAAGAGAACUAUUUAAAUAUUUACCAGCAUGCCAUCGCCUUCAAAUCAGAGACUGUCCAUGAAAAGAUUCUCUUACUGAUGAUCAGGAACUUUGACCGAUUUAUAAAGACUGAUACUUUCCUAAACUUAACUCCUAAGACUUUAAUAGAAAUCAUUACAAGUGCUGGCAUCAAAUCCUAUGACAAUGUAAUUGUAGCCAUUUUUUAUUGGAUUAAUUAUACCAGGACAGAGCGACUUCAGAGCUGUGGAGAGUCACCAAAGGAGGAAAACAAAGCUAAACAGAGUUAUGGCAAUGCUGAUUGGUACAUGGAAGUCAGCUUUCACGAUAGAGAUCUUUUUCCUAACACAGAUAAUCAUCCCAUAAAUAGAGCAGAGCUUCUGGGGGAACUAAUCAGCCUUGUCCAGUUUGACCUCAUCACCAUGGAUGGACUCAGAAAGCUGCUGGACAAUGAUGAUGUGAUGGAGAACAGAGAUGCAAGAAACGCUGUGAGGAGAGCCAUCUCCUCCCAGCUGGAAAAUGACAAGCUAGUAAUGGUGCCCGUCAAUGCUGAAGAGAUGACAUCCAAAGCCAUGAGUUUAUCUGAUCUUACAAUUAGAGACAUUAGCUCUGGAGUCGCUUUCUCCUCCUCCCAGGUUGAGCACAAUAUCGUGUUCCUAGACAGAUGCCAGAGAGUACUAUCACUCAACCUUUUACAAAACACAAUAUUUCAACUUACAUUUGAAAUUACAGGCUCAAUUGAGGACAUUCUUGUUUUGGAGCACAAGCUGCACCUCAUGGUGAAUCGCUCAUUUGUCGAUCCAAUUUAUCAGCUACGGCUGUAUCAGAUUUCAGAUUACCUGGAUUUCGACCAAUCCAUUAUUUGCUACUUUGGACCCAAGAACAGAAUAAAGUUUAUCAUCAAUGGCUCCUUUUAUAAUGGCUUCAUCAGUACUGGCAAAAAGUGUCUAAAGAUCAUUCAAAACAAAAGCUAUUACCCUUUUCAAUUAAACUGGGCCACCUUUGAGUUUAAUGGUGUCAUCGGCGAUGUGUUGUCACUAGUCAACUACGAAAAUGAGAUUGUGGGGUUCUUCUCAGCCGAGAGGGAAGGGGGUGACGUAAUCAACAUCUACUCGUUCAAUACCUACAGCAAAUAUUUUUAUUUCAUAGUGAGCCUGAAGGGAAGUGCCAAAAAUCUGGCCACUUUCACUUUCAAAAAGAGGCUGUUUGUCAUCCAAGGCUGUGGAGAUUUGACGGAAUUGUAUAGACAGGAUGGAGUAGGCAGACUGCGGGCGAACUCUCAACCGCCACUGUGGAACAUCCCUUUGAAAAUAUUUGGAGCAGUGAUGUUAAACAAAAUAUUGUUUGUGAUGGCUCGUCUUGAAAAUGUCAGACAUCUACCAACGACUUGCCAGUUUGGCCGCAUUAAAUUUGUUCACCUGAUAAAUGGUACCAACAUUUGUCAGUACAUGGCUGUUCCGAGUCACUGGCUUCAAGAUGAAAUUUGAAAUGAUCCUGAACUUGUUUGCGCAUUUGAUUCAGGAAUCUACAUUUUAAUCAAGAUUUUAAGUUGUCAAAACUUUAAGUACAUUUCAGUGUAACUACUUGAAUGUCAGUAUCUUUUUGUUUUAUAGAUGCACUUCAGUCUUUCUUUUUGUAGAUGCACUUCAGUCUUUCAUUUUGUAGAUGCACUUCAGUCUUUCAUUUUGUAGAUGCACUUCAGUCUUUCUUUUUGUAGAUGCACUUCAGUCUUUCAUUUUGUAGAUGCACUUCAGUCUUUCUUUUUGUAGAUGCACUUCAGUCUUUCUUUUUGUAGAUGCACUUCAGUCUUUCUUUUUGUAGAUGCACUUCAGUCUUUCUUUUUGUAGAUGCACUUCAGUCUUUCUUUUUGUAGAUGCA
Messenger RNA from Biomphalaria glabrata, 2370 nucleotides. RefSeq lists its product as uncharacterized. Lineage: Eukaryota; Metazoa; Mollusca; Gastropoda; Planorbidae. The transcript has 2 exons. The record is from RefSeq and is a predicted model, not a curated record. Gene Ontology annotation, molecular function: protein binding. Bases 129 to 1979 code for a protein of 616 amino acids.